Messenger RNA from Caenorhabditis sp. 36 PRJEB53466, 2687 nucleotides. The record is from the annotation of a GenBank genome assembly. NCBI's taxonomy places the organism in Eukaryota, Metazoa, Nematoda, Chromadorea, Rhabditida, Rhabditidae.
AUGUCGUCGUCGUCGUCGUCGCAGCUCGCCGUCCUUCUGCUUCUUGUCGUCAUGGUAAGUCGGAGGGCGGCACAUUUGUAUAUGUGCAUGACAAAUUUUAAUGGGUUUUUGCGAUCGGUCUUCUCUUUGUUUCGCGGGAGAACUGGAAGGGAGGGGUGUCUUAGCAAUUGGAAAGAUUCUGGAGCACAGAUAGGUCCAGAAGCGUCUGAUAGUUCACUAGAAAAUUCUAGAAGUCCACGUUACAUCCUUUCAAGCCCUAAAAGCACUCAAUUCUCUAUUUUUUCUGAAUAGCGCUGUCCAGAACGUGGUAAACAUAGAGCUACACAAAUCUGAAAGUUCAGCAGUUCAGCACGACCCGUUGUCUUUGUUUUCUAACUGGUGUCGGUUGAGAACAAAAUAAUUCUUGAACUUUCAAGACUUUUCCGUCAACUCAUUCUACUAGCCCUUUUCUAAGCCACAGAAAAAGAGAAAGAGCUAAUUAGUGUGGAGGGCAGAAAAGUGACAAAAAUGAGCGAGUCGAAUGUUUUUCUACGUGCUUUUCUCGGAAAACUACCAAACGAUGGUCCUGAAAGGGUGUUUGGCCGGCUAACUAACGAGCUAGAAGUUCCAUCUGAGUGGAAAGAAAUGUGACGAUCCUUCGGCUACGCGGGACGGGGUUCCGAUUUCGGCCCUGUAGCGCUGUUUUUUUCGGAAAAGUGACGUUUCAGUGUGAAUCUGUGAGAAACGGGGAAAAAUAAACACUUGACACUCAUAAGAUAUGAUGAGAAGAUCUGAAGAUGAAAAAUGAGAUGGUGGAAGCAAAGAUCCGUGAAAAGAAGGACAUUAGGGAAUUAGAAUUACGAGGGCGUUGAGAGGGGGUCAAGAAGCACAAACACAAAACAAUUUGCUAUCUCUUUUCUCUUUGGCCUCCCGAUAUUCCCCAAGGACUGUCAAGGGGUAGAAAGGCACGGAUUUUUUCCUGAAAAGAGAGAAAGAGAGAGAGAGAGCAUUUAGAAAGAGGACGAAGUUGAAUCAAAGUCCAUAACGUACUCAAUGACGUGGGGGUCAGUUGAAACUAGAGUACUAACUAGAGAAUACAUCUCCAAGAUGUUUAGAAACUUCUAGAGCCAUUUCUGCGCUCCAAGAAGAAUAACGAAACUUACUGAAACGCAUAAACUCUUGAUACUUACAAAAAACAUUGCAUUCUGUUCACGCAUGUCACGCACACUUCUUGACCCUAACGCUUACUAAAUAGUUGAGCUUGACACUUACAAACUUUUCAAACAAACCUACUAACUUGGACGAAACUCAGCCUGAGGGUCUUAGGACUUUAAAGAUUCUUCGGCCAGCUCCGUACUCAUUCAACACAAUUCGUACUCGCUCUGUUAUUAUAGGGGCACCGGACAGAAAGGGCGCGCUGUUCGAAAUCUGGCCGAAUUUCUAGGCCGCGAAGUAAUUUUCCACUGAAAAUGUGGCCUAACUUUUCAAACUCGGCCCCGAGGUCGCUCAAUUUGCACCGCAAAAAGAGUUUCUCAACAGAGCGCCAUUUCUGUGCCGUGCCCCCUAUAAUAUGUGUGCGCCGUUCAAGACACACACACACACACACACACGUGUCUAUCCUCAUUACCCGCCCGCCAAAAUUAACGGACGUCGUCGCUCUUUGCUUUUUCUUGCGCGUUCAUGGUUCCCACCGACAAUAAUACUUCCGUGUUUUUCCACGACUUUUCGCCCCGUAUUUUUUGGAAGACCCGUCUGUGUGUGUGUGUGUGCAAAAAUGCAGAAAAGAGGGGUCUGUGGAGAAAGAUGCCGUGAUUUUAUUAGAUUUAUAUCAGGAUGACGCCGUAGGCUUCUGGAAAAAAGUAUCCUUUUCCGGCAAGUGAAUACUUGUUCUCAUUGACGUCACGUCAAUCACAACUAAUACGACGUCUUCGAAGAUAAUCCUUUUGGAAAAAGUGAAAUUUUUCUGUUUAGUUUUUAGUUUUCCGCGAAAACUUUUUAGGCCACUAGUCAGAGGCGAGAUGGGAAAGUUUCUCGUGCGCUGGGGUGGUGACGCGAAAAAGUGGUGCGUCAAACUGAAUUUUCCAAUUACUAGCCAACGGAUGAUGGACAUACAUACACACAAACAUCGGAUCGAAUGUUUCUUCUUUUCUUUUUUCGGACAAAAUUAAUGUUAGGGGGUUUUGCAGGUGAGCCAGCAGGCGGAGAGUGCGGCAGUCCGUCUCCGUCCCGUCGGAUCGCUCUUCUUCCUGAAUCGACCCCAAGAGAAGCGCGCGUUCGAUUCGCUCGCCGGCAGCGGAUUCGACGGAUUCGACAAGAGAGCCUUUGACAGUUUGGCCGGAAGUGGCUUCGGAGCGUUCAACAAAAGAGCUUUCGACUCUUUGGUAAGUGCAAAAGAGGUUUGACCCGCCACUUUCGAGUGAGAAUCGGCAAUAAAUGCUUUAGUCGCCGGGUAAGGAGAAAAACUAGAAAAAAUCAAUAAUUUGCAGGCUGGAAGUGGAUUUGACGGAUUCAACAAACGAGCAUUCGACAGUCUGGCCGGGAGCGGCUUCGGAGCAUUCAACAAAAGAGCCUUUGACUCGCUGGCCGGAAGCGGAUUCGACGGUUUCAACAAGAGAGCCUUCGACACAGUGGUAAGACUGAUAAACUCCGAAUAUAUAAUCAAUUACACAUUUCAGAGCACAUCCGGCUUCGACGACUUCAAGUUGUAA